AUGUCGAAGAACAUGCUAGUGUUGAAGACCUCCGAUGGUGAAUCGUUUGAGGUGGAGGAAGCUGUGGCACUCCAAUCUCAGACGAUAGCUCAUAUGAUUGAAGACGAUUGCGCCGACAACGGAAUCCCUCUUGCAAACGUCACAAGCAAAAUCCUUCCGAAAGUGAUCGAGUACUGUAAGAAGCACGCCGAUGGUGAAUCUUCCACGGAGGAGGAACUCAAGACAUGGGACAAGAAGUUCGUGGAUAUCGACAACUCCACGAUCUUCGACCUCAUCCUGGCUGCGAAUUACCUGAACAUCCCAGGUCUGCUUGAUCUCACAUGCCAAACAAUCGCUGAUCAGAUCGCAGCCUGCAAAGACGCAGACGAGAUUCGCGCCAAGUAUGGCAUCGAGAACGAUUUUACACCGGAGGAAGAAGAGACGGUUCGCAAUGAGAAUCAGUGGGCCUUUGAAUGA
Molecule: messenger RNA, 456 nt
Organism: Microthlaspi erraticum
Lineage: Eukaryota; Viridiplantae; Streptophyta; Magnoliopsida; Brassicales; Brassicaceae
Source: the annotation of a GenBank genome assembly